Molecule: messenger RNA, 1549 nt
Organism: Xiphias gladius (swordfish)
Lineage: Eukaryota; Metazoa; Chordata; Actinopteri; Istiophoriformes; Xiphiidae
Gene: drg1
Product: developmentally regulated GTP binding protein 1
Exons: 9
Coding region: 175-1275 (366 amino acids)
Biological process (GO): cytoplasmic translation
Cellular component (GO): cytoplasm
Molecular function (GO): GTPase activity; GTP binding
Source: RefSeq, a predicted model, not a curated record
UCAGCGCGACAGUACUCUGUCCUCGCGAGAUUUCCCCUCGAAGCAGCGCACAGCGGCACUUGCGUGGUGUAGACCUGUGUGCUCGCUAAACAAAAUCUAACUUUGCCAACUUCCAUGUAAAAUCUUUCCAGCAUCUUUCGGCAACGUUGAUUGUACACAGGGAUAACUGUCACCAUGAGUAUACUCGCCAAAAUAGCGGAGAUUGAAAAUGAGAUGGCCAGGACACAGAGGAACAAGGCCACAGCUCACCACUUGGGUCUGCUCAAAGCACGUCUUGCCAAACUGAGGAGGGAACUCAUCACACCAAAAGGAGGCAGUGGUGGUGGAACAGGAGAAGGUUUCGAUGUAGCAAAAACGGGUGACGCCCGCGUUGGCUUCGUUGGUUUUCCUUCAGUAGGAAAGUCUACACUGCUAAGUAACCUUGCAGGUGUGUACUCUGAGGUUGCGGCCUACGAGUUCACCACUCUUACAACGGUUCCUGGGGUCAUUCGCUACAAAGGUGCCAAAAUUCAGCUCCUGGAUCUCCCAGGAAUCAUUGAGGGGGCCAAGGAUGGCAAGGGCAGAGGCAGACAGGUUAUUGCAGUGGCUCGAACCUGCAACCUAAUCCUCAUAGUGCUCGAUGUGUUGAAGCCUCUUGUUCAUAAGAAGCUAAUAGAACAUGAGCUGGAGGGCUUUGGCAUCCGACUCAAUAAACAACCACCCAACAUCGGUUUCAAGAAGAAAGACAAAGGAGGCAUCAACUUCACGGCUACAUGUGCACAAAGUGAGCUAGAUGGUGAAACGGUGAAGAGUAUCCUGGCCGAGUACAAAAUCCACAAUGCCGACAUCACUCUGCGCAGCGACUCCACGGCUGAUGACCUCAUUGAUGUGGUGGAGGGAAAUCGGGUCUACAUCCCAUGCAUAUAUGUGCUCAACAAAAUCGAUCAGAUCUCCAUCGAGGAGCUAGACAUCAUUUACAAGGUGCCCCACUGUGUACCCAUCUCAGCCCACCACCGCUGGAACUUUGAUGACCUGCUGGAGAAGAUGUGGGACUACCUACAGCUUGUGCGCAUCUACACCAAACCCAAAGGCCAGCUUCCUGAUUACACAUCUCCGGUUGUACUCCCUGACGGACGAACUUCAGUCGAGGAUUUCUGCUUAAAGAUUCACAAAAACCUCAUCAAAGAAUUCAAGUAUGCUCUCGUGUGGGGCUCAUCUGUGAAACACAACCCUCAAAAGGUGGGCAAGGACCAUGUGAUGGAGGAUGAAGAUGUUAUUCAGCUUGUGAAAAAGUAAAAGGAGUCUUAAUUCACUGCAUGGCCUGCGUAUCACAAAGUCCUCUAUACAGUUGCUCAGUAAAUCGCCAAACAUAUCCAUCAGAGCAUCUGUCGUGUGGUUUCCAGUUUUUUUUGCUGUAAUUUAAAAACUGAAGUGAAUCUAAGUGUCAUAUGCAAAAGAACCCACAGUACUUAGCACCAUGAAUAGUUCAUAUUGAAUACUGGUUAAGGCUUGCAUUAAAAUCUGAAAAAUCUGUACAAUAAAAAAAUAAAACAAUCUUGCUUCAUUCUUA